GGUCCCCUUGCUUGUUUCCUAAUCCCUUUUCCUCUCUUUCCCCACCCCCUACCUCCAAAGCCUACAACACACACACAAAAGCCUCUUCUAUCAGAGUUAGGUCUGUUUCAUUGAUCUUUGGUCCCUAAAAGAUCACAAAAUCAAAGGAAAAAAUUAGUUGUUUUGAUGGCGCAAACGGAAGGUUCAGAUGAAAAAAUCGGUGCAGAAGUAGUUACGGAAGGCCGAGAAGUAGGGGAUCGGGCGGUGGCGACGGCGACGGCGGCUCCGGCUCACGUUGAAUGCGCUGGUGUGGAUGUAUCGAAGCCAUCGCAGGUUGAGAAUUGUGGCACUACUCCUAAGCUUCCUAAUCACUGUGAUGGUGGUGACCAGAAAUUGAAGAGCCCAGAGAACAGGCAAACUUCAGUUUCAAUGGGAGAGAUUAGUGAUGCUGAAUAUGUUUCUGUUGGAGGAGAAGCACAUUCCCCUAGGAGUAAUAAUAUCAAGAAAGUCUCAGUUUUGCCUCUGGUUUUCCUGAUAUUCUAUGAGGUUUCUGGAGGGCCAUUCGGGGUCGAGGACAGUGUUGGGGCAGCUGGGCCUCUUCUAGCUCUUGUUGGUUUCUUGGUCUUCCCAUUAAUAUGGAGUAUCCCAGAGGCGUUGAUCACUGCAGAGAUGGGUACCAUGUUCCCUGAGAAUGGGGGUUAUGUGGUCUGGGUAUCAUCUGCCCUGGGCCCCUUCUGGGGUUUUCAGCAAGGUUGGAUGAAAUGGUUAAGUGGUGUUAUAGAUAAUGCUUUGUACCCAGUUCUGUUUCUGGACUAUUUGAAGUAUGCAAUCCCGGCUAUAAGUGGCGGUUUUCCGAGAAUCAUAGCAGUGUUAAUUUUGACAGUGAUUCUUACCUACAUGAACUUUAGGGGUUUAACCAUUGUGGGAUGGGUAGCUGUUCUCUUGGGGAUCUUUUCAAUCCUUCCUUUUGUGGUCAUGGGAGUUAUAGGGAUCCCAAAGUUGGAGCCUUCAAGAUGGCUGGAGGUAGAUCUACACAAUGUGAACUGGAACUUGUAUCUGAACACUCUGUUUUGGAAUCUUAAUUAUUGGGAUUCAAUAAGUACACUUGCAGGUGAAGUACAUAAUCCAAAGAAAACUCUGCCAAAGGCUUUGUUUUAUGCUUUGAUCUUGGUAGUUCUUGCCUACUUCUUCCCCCUCUUAAUUGGUACUGGGGCUGUUCCUGUUGAUCGUCAUUCAUGGACUGAUGGGUACUUCUCUGAUAUUGCUAAAAUCAUUGGGGGAGUUUGGUUGAGAUGGUGGAUCCAGGGGGCUGCAGCAAUGUCAAAUAUGGGGAUGUUUGUCGCUGAAAUGAGCAGUGACUCAUUCCAACUUUUAGGAAUGGCAGAAAGAGGGAUGCUGCCUGAGUUCUUUGCCCAGAGGUCUCGUUACGGAACCCCACUGGUUGGCAUAUUGUUCUCAGCUUCUGGGGUCCUUUUGUUAUCUUGGCUGAGCUUUCAAGAGAUUAUAGCAGCAGAAAACUUCUUGUACUGCUUUGGAAUGAUUUUGGAGUUCAUAGCGUUUGUGUGGUUAAGAAUAAAACACCCAGCUGCAGCCCGUCCUUUCAAAAUACCAGUGGGAACUGUGGGAGCCAUUCUUAUGUGUGUUCCUCCAACCAUUUUAAUCUGUGUUGUGUUGGUUCUUUCUUCAGUCAAGGUGUUGUUGGUAAGCCUGGGUGCUAUAGCUAUAGGCUUUAUGAUUGAGCCCUGUCUCAAACAUACUGAGAAAAAGGGAUGGCUGAAGUUCUCCACCAGCACUGAUCUUCCAGAUCUGAAUGUUGCUCGUCAAGAGAGUGACUCCUUAAUAGAUGACCAAGUUCUUAGACCAUGAAAAUGUGACACCUUAAGACUACUUUGGUGUCACUUCCCUCCGGAAGCAAUCUACGGCAGCUUUUCUUUAAGUGAUCAAAUUAGUAAACAAGUACGGAGUUACAGGUCUGUAUUAUAAAGCUGUUUGUCGUCCUAGCAUUUAGAAUGAUGAUAAACCUGUUUGUCAUCUUAGUUUUUAGAUUGAUGAUAAAUAGAAAUAUUUGUGAAACAUUUGAAAAUCAGCACCAUGAUACCAUGGUGAUGGUGUAGUGUUGUGAACUUGUUUUUAGUGGAGUGAUGCUUUGCCUUGGGUCAAAUAUGUACAUUAGAUUUUAUAACUGGCACAGAUCUGUAAUAUGUAACCUUUUAAUACGGUCGUUCAUCAUGAAAGAGCUUUAAUGCAGCUCAGUUAAGUAA
Molecule: messenger RNA, 2240 nt
Organism: Humulus lupulus (European hop)
Lineage: Eukaryota; Viridiplantae; Streptophyta; Magnoliopsida; Rosales; Cannabaceae
Product: probable polyamine transporter At1g31830
Exons: 2
Coding region: 166-1845 (559 amino acids)
Biological process (GO): transmembrane transport
Cellular component (GO): membrane
Molecular function (GO): transmembrane transporter activity
Source: RefSeq, a predicted model, not a curated record